This is a messenger RNA of Caenorhabditis auriculariae, 3028 nucleotides long. The record is from the annotation of a GenBank genome assembly. Lineage: Eukaryota; Metazoa; Nematoda; Chromadorea; Rhabditida; Rhabditidae.
AUGAGCCUUUCCAACUUCCCUAUCGGCUGGAAUUCCACUGUCAAGCUUUACUUGUUCAUUUUUGCCAAUUGCGCUUUUUUAGUGAGUUUUUAUUUCAUUUUUUUUGUUUUCUUUACUAUUACGUUUUUUUUCAGGCCUGCGGGGUGGCGUCUUUAGCUGUGGGUGUUUGGCUUUACACCGAUCGCAAUGAUUUCAUCGAGCUCACGCCUUCUUCUUUUUCAGGUAAACUUUUGAAUUUUUAGCUUUGUUAAAACUAUUUUUGACUUUAUACAAAACUUCUUGUUGAAGUUUUUAAUUAAUGAAUAAAAGCAAAUUUUUUUGUUUUUUUCUAAAACAAUUAAAUGUUUUUUUGGUUUUUUUAUCAGAGGUUUAACGUAAAUUACAACAUCGUGAAACGUAAAAAGCAGACAAAACAGCAAAAUCAUGCACCGUCACCAAAUUUGUUGAUUUUUUUGCAACAUGAAUAAAAUUUUGAAAAAAAUCGCUAAAAGCUCAAUUUUUCAUCUCAGUAGUUUCCAGGCUUUAUCUUUUUCCUUCAUUUUAAAUUUAGGUUCAAUAAAAAAACCAUUUUCAGCCCUAUCCGCAGCUGGUUUAUGCUGUUUCACGGGCGCGACCGUUUGCAUUAUUUCGGUGGUUGGCUGUACGGCCGUCUGGAUUGAAGGCAGAUUCUUGAUGUACACGGUUAGUCGUUUUUUUUUUCAUUUCUACCUUUGAUCGAGAAAAUUCCGGCUUUUCAAGUUAAAUUCCUAUAUUUCAGUACAUGGGAUUUGUUCUUCUGCUUGGAAUAGUCCAUACCGUCACAGGUACUACAGGACUGUUUUACAAGGUAAGUAACGCCAUCAAUUUUGCAAAAAUACUGAAAUAACUAAAUUUGAAGGACUCGGCCCGUGAGCACGUGAGGCUUGAUUUGCUCAAAAACAUCAACGCCACCCAUGUUAUGACCAGAAUCGGCCGAAAGAUCGAUCUCAGCCUCACGUGGGAUCAUUUACAGCGUUCUGUAAGUAUUCAACUUUUUUUUAAAUUUUUACAGAUAGAAAUAAGUUUGGAGACAUUUUUUACGAUUAGUUCCAGAGUUUUGAUUUUCAGUCUUUUUUUUAGAUUUUAUUGUGUUUAAUUUAAACUUCAAAUUAUUUUUUUAAACGUCCCGUAUCUCAUCGAAGUUUUUCCUCAAAUACUCAAUUGUCUUUUCAAAAGCGGAACUGAGGCAGGAUAUGCUGGAACUUGAAAAUUAAAAAAUGUUUUGAAUGGAAAAACUACAAAUUCAAGCUGAAAUUGUUAAAAGUUUGAUGCUGGCAUUUGUUUCAAUCAUACACAAUACAAUAUUUAUUGGUUGUUUUAGUCAGAUGGUAUUGACUAGGCGGUGAAAAAUUGCUCUUUUGGGCGGCACUAACACCGCCUUUGGCAAAAAAGAAGUCAAAACGUGUAGUCGAUUGAUUUGAAAGCAUGGUAUUACGGUCCUCGGGUACGGGCACGGCGAUGAUGGUAGGGCUCGGGCACGGAAGCUGUGUACACUCUAGGGUAGCCUCGGCCGACUGAGAGAGCUACCACUUCGAGUAAAGAAAAUACACGGAAUAAAGAAAAUACACGGAAUGAAGAAAAUACACGGAAUGAAGAAAAUACACUGAAUGAAGAAAAUACACGGAAUUUGGCAGGAUAUCAUCAUCAAAAGAUUUCCCCAUCUCAGGAAGAUCCUGAAGAAGUUUAGCUUUUCAGCAGCUUUUUAAAAAGUAAGUAGAGCUGUUAGGAAAUUAUGUGGAAGGCGUUUGACCACUUGCUGGAAAAUAUCUGUACGCCUUCCGAGUAACUGAAAGCAGAAGCUUUCCUAUUUUUACCUGAGAUACUCUAGCAACCUUUUUUUCAGAAGUCAUACAGUUUUCUUUAGUUGAAAUGCUGUGGAGCUGACGGCUAUGAAGAUUGGUUCUACUCGACGCAGUGGCCCAGAAGUCAGUACGCUCCGGACAGUUGCUGCGACCCAAGACAUUUUGAAGACGUAACUGAUAUGACCAACUGUGGAAAAGUGCCGGACGAUGGCAGCCAUUUCUAUCGUCAGGUUGAUCAAUUUCUCCUUUUUUUCAUUUAAUUUCUUCUGGAUUUGCAUCGAAUCUUUCAAUUUCAGGGCUGUUAUCCAGUGUUCAUCGAAUGGCUUUUCCAUCACAUCGUUGUGGUCAAUUGGGUUUCCAUUAUACUGAUUAUUGCUGAGGUAUUUCAAAGCUCCGUAAUACAUUUUAACCAUGGACUUGGAUGAAUGCGUAACUCGUAUUAUGAAAAUGAAAAAAUGAAGACGACAGCAUUUUCAAACUUUUCCCAAACUUGAAUCAUUUUGAAAUUAGUGCAGUCCAUGAAAAAAAAUCUACUUCAGCCAUCAACAGGCGGUUUUGGUAGAACAGUUGCAAUAACCUAAAAAUAAAAAGCUGAAACAGUAAACUUAUUUAAGUGUGCAGAUUAACAUUUUAUUCCAUUCUGAUAUUUUUUCAGUUCCUGGUUCUCGCGAUUUCUUAUGUGAUGCUGCGGGAAAUGACCGAUGUCAACCACAAAAACUACAAAAGGUUCGUUUUCCCUCAAAUGGUCGUAUUUCAGAAAACAAGAAAAAAUUUCGAAUCUUACUAAGACUCAAUGGAUUCCAGAAGUAAUGGCAAAAAACUAUGGCCAUUCUCGGUUUUUAGAAAUUGAAUCGUCAAUUUUUUAGCUUUUCCAGUUAAAACAAUAUGCUGGAGUUUUCCCGAGACUUUUUCAAAUUUAAAUUAAGCGUUUCCUAUUGAAGCAUCUUUGGAGGAUAUUUUGUUUCUUCAUGAGUAGGCUAUAAUUUCAAAAGCUGUAUUAUCUUCUGCAUAGCGUUUUAAUUUUUUUUUAAUGAAAAAAGUAAAAAUUCAGAUGCAGCAGACGUCAAAUCGUGGAAGAGGCGAAUGAGCAGUUGCAACUAAGUCCCUUGGAUCGCGUCGGCGACGCCUCCCAAGAAACGGACCAAACCCACGUUUACAGCACCCAUCCUGGCACCGUGUCGGAUGCGAUGAGUAUCGACUCUCGAUAA